UAACAAAGAAGAUGGCGUCUCGUAGCCAUGUGGAUGUGAAUGAAAGAAGAUUGAGACCUAUUUAUGAUUGUCUAGACAAUGGAAACAACAAGAAGGCAAUUCAAGAGGCAGACAAAGUUUUGAAGAAACAGAAGGAUUUACAGUGUGCAAGAGUACUCAAGGCUCUUGCUUUGCUGAGAUUAGGACGACAUGAUGAGAGUGCUAUACUGCUUAAGGAUAUACAUGCCCAAAACCCUACAGAUGAGGCCACACUUCAGGCUAUGUCUAUCUGCUACCGGGAGGUCUAUAAAUUGGAUCUAAUUGCAGACCUGUAUGAAAAUGCUCACAAGAAUCGGCCAGACAAUGAGGACAUUUUGUCCUCACUGUUCAUGGCUUAUGUCCGCCUCGGAGACUACAAAAAGCAGCAGCAGACAGCUAUGACACUACACAGAUUGCAGCCUCAGAAGAAUCCUUACUACUUCUGGGCUGUUAUGAGUAUUGUGAUGCAGGGUCACCAAGAUGAGAAGUUGGCCAAGGGCAUGUUUCUGCCUCUUGCUGAGCGUAUGACCAAAAAAUAUAUUGAGGAGGAAAAGAUAACAGCUGAAGCAGAGGUACAGAUAUACCUCAUCAUUCUAGAACUUCUUGAGAAGUGGGAAGAUGCUUUAAAAGUAGUUGAGGGGCCACUAGGAGAUAAACUUACAAGUGAAUUCAAUUUCCGAGAAAACAAAACAGCAGAUUUGUAUACAAAAUUGGAGCGAUGGCCACAAGUGAACAGGGAGUACAAGAAACUCCUCAAGGAAAACCCAGAUCACUGGAGUAACUGGCAGGAUUACAUUGGUGCCUGUCUACGACUGGUGGAGGCUAGCUGGACGCCUGAUAAAGACAGUGAGGAGGACAUUGACUACACUGAGAACAUGGUUGCCACCUUUGUUCAGGAAACUAUUAAACAGUGUGAGGGCAAACGCCCUCAGAGGGGUCCUUACCUUGCUCAACUAGAACUCAUCAGGCAGAUGAAAGACAAGAACAGUUGGAAACCAAACCUCUCGGAAAGUGAACAAUUAGGUGACCCAAUGCAAUUACUCCUGCGGUACUACGACCUAUUUGGAGACAAACCAUGCUGUUUUGAGGACAUGAAGUCAUUUACAAAGCUUCUCACAGAGGACAAAGAAACAAAGUUGAUAUCCAUGAUAACAGAAUCUGUUGACUUGCCCAAGCCUGAAGAAUCCCUAGGAUAUGCCUCGAGUGUAAAACAGAUGCAGCGACAUAUAACACUACUGGAGCUGAUGCGAUACAUGGGUUACUACGACAAACUGUCAACCGACGACAGGCUCGUUCUCAUCAAGGAAUACAUACAGCGCUAUCACAACGGUCUAGAUUUCGGUAAGAACCUGUUAUCUACAGACCUCCAGUACAGUGAUAAUUACCUCCUGAUCGCUGUGCUGCUGCUGCUUGACAUCUGGAGAGAGACUAAAAAGGACUACCUGGUGUGGCAGGCAAUAGUACAAUUAGAAAAGGGCAUUAAUAACAGUCGUUCUAAUUUCCACAUGAAGUUGAUAUUGAUGCGGCUGUAUUGUAUUAUGGGGGCUUAUGGACCCUGUCACACUGUGUACGAGUCUAUGGAGGUGAAACAUGUCAUGAACGAUACCCUAGGGCAUACAAUAGCUAACCAUGUUGGACGACUAGGGCACUUUGUGGCAGCAUGUGCUAUGUAUGGAACAAUGCUACGCUUCUUUGCAGUCAACCAUAAAGAGACAGCUGAAUAUUUGAUAGCCUCCUACAAGUAUGGAUCUUUUAGCAAGAUACAUGAGUUUGUGAAGUUCCGGGAGAGACUACAGAAGUCUUUGCAGUACUCUUCUGCCAUGACAGAGAGUAUGCUACUAGACUUGGUGCUGGAAACUUCAAGCCAUAUGAGCACAGAACAGAUGGUGACAUACAUGGAAAUUGAUCCAGAAAAAGAAAAGGAUGGAUAUGAUGAACUCUGUGAUAAUAGGGAUUUCUCAGUGGUGGAAUCCUGGGAACCUCACUCAAGAUGUAAACUUGAAGAGGCUAAACUACAUUCUCGCAAGGAAGAGGUACUAUGGUUAAAGGUGCGGAAGAUAACGUUACGAGUCCUCACAGCCAGUGUCAUGCUCGGUCAACAAAGUGGCAAGUCAGACAGCCACACCAACAAUGGCAUCAAACACGACAAGAAACCCCCUCACGAGGUCCUCACUGAUCUUCUGUCGCAGCUCACCCAACACAUAGACUCUUGUAAGGAGUACUCCACCCCAUAUCAGUACCCAGUCCAUGGUCCAUUUAGGACACAGUUGUGUUUAUAUCUCCGUGAACGACACUGCCAAGCUUUCACUGACAUGGUCAGCAACGUGAUGUAUGUUCAACACCUACACAACAAUGGCCUAGAUAAAUUAGACAACGAAAAAGAAGAAAAAUUAAGAACGUCUGUACCAGAUUUAAUCAGUGGUUUAAUAUCCAAACAUAAAGGUAGUCUGGUAGUAGAUGGAGAGAACUGUAUCAACACAAGUAUAUUGGAAAACCUAGUCAUUAUAGCCGAGACAUUAUCUCAUGUAACCAUUCUGGUCGGAGUUUGUCAUCGAAUCCUUAAGCCUUUGAAGAGUCAGUGGAACAAAAAGAGUAAAAAGAAGAAAGGAGAACCACUGGAGUAUCCAUGUACGUUUGCGAGCUACAACCAACUGGUGGAGGGUUUAGACAAGGCAGCUAAGGAUCUCCACCAAGCAAUCAGGGACAUGGAUCCAGUGUUUCUAACCAUUGACUUGAGCAAGCUCAGCCUCACACAAAGUCUAUGUGAUAUAGAAGAAGACAGUGCUAUCGAGAGAGAUAUGUGGUGUAAGGUGGAAAAGAGCUACCAGGUAUCGGCGCGGGAAGUCACAGAAUUCCUCCACAACAAAAUGCAGUACCUGAGUACUCUACGAAUGUGAUAUGCAUAAUAUAAAGAUGUGGGUUAUUGUAUAGAGACAUGGGGACAAUCAGACAAAAGCCAGUACUAGUAACAGACUUGUGUCUGGUUAACAGUGGGGCGGUCUUGUAAAUGAUGAUUUCCUACCAGGCAGUUUUUUCUGGUAUUUGUACAUCCAUCAUUCUAUCAUGUACAGUAAUAGAGAAGUUAUACUAAGAAUUCCUGAUCUCUCUCUACUAUUGAGAUCGUAAUCGUUGUGUUAAUUCUGAAUACCAAUUUUGUAACUGAAGUGAGUUCUCCUCUAUAUUGUGUUUGUGUGUGUUAACCAAGUGUCAACCAGCUGGUUGACGUCAGUAUGUUACCACAGACAUUAUGUAAAUUAAUGCAUUUGUAUCAGGGAUAUUUUCAAAAAAAGUUAAUUUGUAAUUUAAUCUGUAUACUUGGUGAUUAAGAGGCUCAUACUAAUAAGAAAUAUGAAAAUAUAAGAUGAAUGUAAGUCAGAAUUUUGAUACCUAACCCUGAUGUUAUUGAUUAACUAUGGAAAAUGUGAAGACAAGAGAACUGUCAUUUAUCAACAGUUCAGUGUCACAUGGAAGCUUGUGUGUAUUUACUGGAAGCUUGUAUGUAUUUACCGACAGUUCUGUGUGAUAUGGAAGCUUGUAUGUAUUUACCGACAGUUGUGUGUGAUAUGGAAGCUUGUAUGUAUUUACCGACAGUUCUGUGUGAUACAGAAGCUUGUAUGUCUUUACCAGCAGUUCUGUAUGAUAUGGAAGCUUGUAUGUAUUUACCGACAUUUCUGUGUGAUAUGGAAGCUUGUAUGGAUUUACCGACAGUUCUGUGUGAUAUGGAAGCUUGUAUGUAUU
Messenger RNA from Mizuhopecten yessoensis (Yesso scallop), 3756 nucleotides. Its product is annotated as N-alpha-acetyltransferase 25, NatB auxiliary subunit-like. Gene Ontology annotation, biological process: N-terminal peptidyl-methionine acetylation. The transcript has 28 exons. Gene Ontology annotation, molecular function: protein binding; protein-N-terminal amino-acid acetyltransferase activity. The record is from RefSeq and is a predicted model, not a curated record. Gene Ontology annotation, cellular component: cytoplasm; NatB complex. NCBI's taxonomy places the organism in Eukaryota, Metazoa, Mollusca, Bivalvia, Pectinida, Pectinidae. Bases 12 to 2915 code for a protein of 967 amino acids.